AUGCGUAAGGUUGAAAAAGUUUCUGGUGAGGUUCAACGGUGUUAUUUGCCUCAUCACCCGGUAGUCAAGGAAGCCAGUACUACCACAAAACUACGGGUGGUCUUCGAUGCUUCGUGUAAAACCUCAACAGGAGUAUCGUUGAAUGAUGGAUUGCUGGUGGGGCCAGUGAUCCAAGAAGACCUACGAUCGAUCAUCAUUCGGUGCCGCACGAAACAGAUCAUGCUCGUUGCCGAUGUGGAAAAGAUGUUCCGGCAAAUCAACGUCUGUCCAAAGGAUAAAUCCCUGCAAUCUAUUUUGUGGCGUUUUUCUCCCGACGAUGAGCCGGAGACCUACGAGUUGGGGACAGUAACGUACGGUACUAAGCCAGCACCAUUUCUCGCUACUCGUACUCUCAAGCAAUUAGCCAUGGAUGAAGGCAGUCGUUUUCCAUUAGCAGCAAGGGCGGUGUGCGAGGAUGUAUACAUGGACGACAUCAUCACCGGUACAGAUGAAGUAAUGUCAGUAAUCGAGCUGAGGAUUCAACUCGACAAUAUGAUGAAUUCCGGUGGCUUUCACCUCCGGAAGUGGGCGUCAAAUCAUCCGAUGGUUUUGGAGGGAAUCGCAGAAGAUUCCUUAGCGAUUCGAGACGUGGAGGGUAUCAACUUGGACCCCGAUCCGUCAGUGAAGACACUUGGCCUAACAUGGAUGACGAACACCGACACUUUCAGGUUCCAGUUCAACAUUCCGAUACUGGACACCAGCACAGGACUUUCCAAGCGAAAAAUUCUAUCAGUCAUUGCCACGCUUUUCGACCCUCUUGGUCUCUUGGGUGCUGUCAUAACCAGAGCCAAGAUUAUAAUGCAAUUAUUGUGGAUGUUAAAGGAUGAGAACGACGAAAAUUUGAACUGGGAUCACCCAGUCCCUUCGACGGUGGGUGAGACCUGGCGAUGUUAUCACCGACAACUACCGCUGUUGAACGAAAUACGCAUUGAACGCUGCGUGAUCAUACCCGAUGCGAUCCUCGUCGAGAUACAUUGUUCCUCAGAUGCGUCCGAGAAGGCAUAUGGAGCAUGUGUCUAA
Molecule: messenger RNA, 1059 nt
Organism: Toxorhynchites rutilus septentrionalis
Lineage: Eukaryota; Metazoa; Arthropoda; Insecta; Diptera; Culicidae
Exons: 1
Coding region: 1-1059 (352 amino acids)
Source: RefSeq, a predicted model, not a curated record